AUGCCUCCUAACAACAAGAAAAAGAAGAAGCCAGCCUCCAACCCUGCUCGAGGAUUUGCAACGGUUUCUGUUCCCUCAAAACCAAAGGCUCCCGAGCCAACAGCUCCUACAUCAACGGCUGACUCUAAAGUGACAUCGGAAAGCGAACGGCCAACACCAGCGGAGGAGAGCCAAGCGCCCGUGAAGACACAAGAAACCUCAUCUCUACAAAAUUAUUCACCCGAGGAGCUUGAAAAGCAUUUGGAAGAUGCGGAGCUACAGAUUUUGGUUGAUAAAUAUGGGGUCAAGUGCAAGAACGACGCAGCGCGUCAGGUCACCAAACUCGAGACCGAGCGGCGGGUGCUGCGGCAACAGGCCCCUUCAUUGAGUCUUCUAGAAUGGUUGCCUACCGAAGUGCUGGAUUGGGUUCUCAAGCUCAUCGAUACAGAAGAGCGUGAGCUUAGUCCCAUGCCUGGGCGAGAUUCGAAUGGCGUCAAACGGUCUGGCUCCGAAGAGGAGUUAUACGUGAGACUCUGGACCUUGAAGGAGACACUUUCUAGACUUGGCUUCCCUGAAACAAAGAUCGAAGGUGCCAUGAAACAUCUUUUGCUAUAUUUCUCCGGCAAUGCCCCCAGCGCCAAUAGGGAUGUGCUAUGGAAUUUGGACGAGUCGUUAGAUUGGCUGGCUAUGCACUGCAGCUCUGAAGAACUACCGUCUUAUGCGCGGACAAAUGCUCAAGCACCUAAGGACUCCGAAAAGUCCAUUUCCUGGAUCACUGAUCGUGAAUCUCCACGAUCUUCCACUGAAAAUACCAAACAGGAUAAUAGCGGAACUAAGAAGCAAAAGACAAAAGCUCCAAGCGCUUUAAGUUCGAGUCCAUAUGAUUCCGAUAGCUCCAUUGAUCCUGAUACUCUGGUUCCAAAGUUCUUGGAACUACAGACUCGCUUGUAUGGUCUCCGGCCUGAAGUUUUCGAUAAACCCAAGAAGGGGAAGAAAACGGGUCGUGAGAAUACGGAAAGUAGCCCUGACGAUUCUCAGGUCAUUAGAAUCCAGCGAAAAAUUUCUAAUAUCGAAAAUGACGUUCUUUUCGAUCGCCAAGAAGCCGAGUAUCUGUGGAGAGAAAAGCUUGAUGAUCUCAGGAAAGAAGCAGCUUUUUCCCGGCGUAUCGAGCGGGAAGAAGAGAAACUGCCUUCUGAAGACACCCCAAACCAAGAUGUUCCCGAGGAGGCGAAGGAAACUUCAGAGAGUACUGUUCUGUCCACUGAAGAUACCAAUGAGGAUAACGCAGACCUCUUGGGCGACAUGUUCCAGGCCGAGGAGCCAGUUCUAGAGGUUGGUAUAAUCACCGAGGAACUGAAGAACGCUGCCAUGGAAAUACGGGAUUUUGGAAAAUGGACUGGUCUCAAUCCUAGGCGAGUGCUAGAAGAGACCUGUAAAGCCAAGGAUUCCGGGAGUACGAUCACUUUUAAAGAUUUUUCUCCUUCAACAUAUUCAAACCGAAAGGCAGUUGAAGUGAGAUGGUCAAAACCCCAGGAAGUUCCGUUCCUCUUUUCCGUGGACUUGGUUACUCACAAAUCGAAUUCUUAUGCUACUUUUGUCUCUAUGGAUGGACUUGCAACCCCUACCUCGCAACAAGCCGAAGCCUUCGUCUCAACGCUUGCCCUUUUCAUUCUUUUCCCACAGAACUCCAAAGAAGGAAAAUCUUAUCUGCGCCUGCCAGCAAUUUGGAGGGAGCUUUGGACUGAAUUUGCAAACGCGAAAAAGACCCAGGAGGAUGAAAUUGACAAGAAUACAGUCAAAGAUAUCAAAAAAUUGGUGCAAGACAACCAUGGAAGCUUUGAAGACGAUGUUGUGUUGUCCGAUAAUUUCCGGAGAAGGAAUGUGGCUUCGAGCAGACCAGAAACCCCUCAGAAAGUCACUUCGAAAGAUAAGCUUGGUUUUGAUGAACAGUUGAAGAGAAUAUGGAUGGAGAAAACAGCUACGCCUUCUUUCAAUCGCAUGAUUCAGGGAAGGAUGAACCUGCCCAUAUGGAAUUUCAAAGAAGAAAUACUCCAUACGCUUGAUACACACCGUGCGCUUAUCAUCUGCAGUGAGACUGGAAGUGGUAAGAGUACACAAAUACCUUCCUUUAUUCUGGAGCAUGAAAUGCAGCAGGGCCGUCCUUGUAAAAUUUACGUGACAGAGCCCCGCAGAAUUUCAGCAAUUUCUCUAGCGCGAAGAGUCAGCGAGGAAUUAGGGGAAAGCAAGAAUGAUGUAGGGACCGUUCGUUCUCUGAUUGGGUUCGCCGUCAGACUGGAAAGCAAACUCAAUCAAUCCACAAGAUUGGUAUUUGCGACAACUGGAGUUGUGGUGCGAAUGCUGGAGCGCCCAGACGAUUUCCGGGAUAUAUCCCACGUUGUUCUUGACGAAGUCCACGAGCGUUCUAUCGAUAGCGACUUUUUACUCAUUGUUCUUCGGAGAUUGAUGCAAAAAAGGCCAGACCUCAAACUUAUUCUGAUGUCUGCUACUCUCGAAGCACACCGAUUUUCAUCAUAUCUCGGAGGUGUCCCUGUUUUGAAUAUACCUGGACGAACCUUCCCUGUGGAGAUGAAAUAUCUCGAGGAUGCUAUUGAGUUAACAAAUUAUCGCCUGGCAGAGAACGACUCGAACACUGUGAUCGAUGAGGAUACGGAGGAGAUAGCAGCAGAGAAUGCCGAGGGCGAUACGACUGGCGGUGCUCUGGCCACUCUUGAAGGAUAUUCUAAGCAAACCAAGGAAACAGUCCUGAACUUUGAUGAAUAUCGUCUUGACUACCAGCUUAUCAAGAAGUUACUGACCAAGAUCGCUUCAACGCCGGAGCUAGAACAUUAUAGUAAAGCUAUUCUGAUAUUCAUGCCUGGUAUGGCGGAGAUUCGUCGCUUAAAUGAUGAGAUUCUAUCAGAGCCCGCUUUCCAAAAGGACUGGAUCGUACAUGCACUUCACUCUUCGAUUGCAAGUGAAGACCAAGAAAAGGCAUUUGUUGUGCCUCCAGAGGGCAUGAGAAAGAUUGUGAUUGCCACCAAUAUUGCGGAAACGGGUAUUACGAUUCCGGAUAUUACUGCCGUCAUCGACGCAGGCACAGAGAAGACGAUGCGCUUCGAUGAGAGACGACAACUGUCGAGAUUGGUAGAGUCUUUUAUCUCGCGUGCCAAUGCAAAGCAACGUCGGGGAAGAGCUGGACGUGUACAAAGUGGAAUUUGCUUCCAUAUGUUUACCAAACAUAGGCACGAUAAGUUGCUCGCGGAACAACAAACUCCUGAAAUGCUUCGUCUGUCGCUUCAGGAUCUAGUGUUGCGUGUCAAGAUCUGCAAGCUUGGUGAGGUAGAGCAGACUCUUCUCGAGGCUUUAGAUCCACCUUCGUCGAAAAACAUACGUCGCGCAAUUGACUCUCUUAAGGAGGUCAAAGCUCUAACGAAUGCCGAAAACUUGACCCCCUUGGGAUCGCAACUUGCUAAGCUGCCUUUGGAUGUUUUCCUUGGAAAGCUGAUCAUCCACGGAGCUUUCUUCAAGUGUCUCGAUGCUGCUCUCAGCAUUGCUGCCAUUCUAUCGUCUAAAUCGCCUUUCGUCAGCACCAUGGGAUCUAACGCUCAAAAAGACAUCUCAAGGUUUUCCUUCAAAAAGGGCGAUUCGGACUUACUGACGGUAUACAAUGCUUAUUGCGCUUGGAAGCGCACGAGAAGUACACCGGGAACCAAUGAAUUUGCCUUUUGCCGAAAGAACUUUCUUAGUUCCCAGACCUUGUUGAACAUUGAAGAUGUCAAGAUGCAACUAGUUGUCUCCAUUGCCGACGCGGGGCUUCUCACUCUGGACCCGGCUCAAAAGACAUCGUUGAAUAGAGCACGGUCUGGUGGGCGGCAACGACAGUUCUUCACAAUUCCCGACGAGUACGACAUUAACAGCGCCAACGAUGUCGUUGUUAACUCGGUCGUAGCAUGGAGUUUCUACCCCAAACUACUCACUCGGGAAGGCAAAGGCUGGCGGAAUGUAGCAAACAACCAGGCAGUCACCCUCCACCCAACAUCAGUAAACAAGCAUGCGGAUGCAUCUCUGAAAUGGCUUUCGUACUACCACAUCAUGCAAGCACGAAACCGAAACUACAACGCCCAUGAAACCAGCGCCGUGGACGACUUUGCCAUUGCAUUAUUGUGCGGUGAUGCCGAGUUCAAGAUGUAUUCGGGCGUCAUUUCCAUCGACCAAAACCGAGUCCGGUUCGCAGUCCGUGAUUGGAAAUACAUGCUCGCCCUCAAGGUUCUCAGCGCCCGCAUCCGCGACAUUCUGGCCGGCACAUUCCGCGAUCCCCAGAAGGUGCUGUCGUAUAAACAGCAGCAGUGGAUUGAAAUCUGGCAGCAGAUUUUCACUCUGGCCGGAAAGCGAGUCUGA
Aspergillus wentii DTO 134E9 is the source of this 4377-nucleotide messenger RNA. RefSeq names its product putative ATP dependent RNA helicase. Gene Ontology annotation, molecular function: ATP binding; RNA binding. The transcript is spliced from 10 exons. Gene Ontology annotation, cellular component: intracellular anatomical structure. The record is from RefSeq and is a predicted model, not a curated record. Lineage: Eukaryota; Fungi; Ascomycota; Eurotiomycetes; Eurotiales; Aspergillaceae. The coding region runs from base 1 to 4377 and encodes 1458 amino acids.